Colletes gigas is the source of this 2578-nucleotide messenger RNA. RefSeq names its product TBC1 domain family member 13. Gene Ontology annotation, biological process: activation of GTPase activity; intracellular protein transport. The coding region runs from base 415 to 1605 and encodes 396 amino acids. Gene Ontology annotation, molecular function: GTPase activator activity. The record is from RefSeq and is a predicted model, not a curated record. The transcript has 10 exons. Lineage: Eukaryota; Metazoa; Arthropoda; Insecta; Hymenoptera; Colletidae.
AUGGUAUUUUAAUUUAGUACACUGUGAUAAGAGAGAAAUUAGAUCGGUAUGAAGGGAGAAAAUCCUGUUCUCGAUGUAUCGUAAUAGACAUCUGCGUCGUAUAGGUUAGGUUAGAAUCAGAUUAACUUCUGCAGAAACUAUAGCUCGCGUGCCUGUAGUCACGAGUAUAAAGUGCCAUAUUGCAAUGAUAAGAAAGAUUUCCCCGCUUCAUGAGAUAAGAACCUUGAAUCAUUAUUUAAUAUAAAAGACAGUCGACUGAGCGAGUGAAAAAAUGGUGGUUAGUCCGUCUGUCAAUCUAGCAGGGCACUGACAAUGUGAGAAAUAGGUAUCAUUAUACGCCCACACGUCUAUCGAAUGCCGAUAAGAACAUAGCGGAUUUCUCAUUCAGUAUUACACGUGCCACACGCAGUCACGAUGAGUAUUUUGAAAAAAAGAUUAAACGAAUUCGAAGAUGUUUUGAAUGAUGAAGAAAUAGAUCUUGUCUGUUUGAAACGAUUAUGUUUCCAUGGAAUACCGGAUGAAGGAGGACUAAGACCAUUGUGUUGGAAACUUUUGUUAAAUUAUUUGCCUCCUACAAGGGCUAGUUGGUCCGAAACACAUACACGCAAAAGAAUGCUCUAUAAAACUUUUAUCAAGGAUCUCAUUGUUAUGCCUGGUGAAAUAAAUUCAGACGGUGAAAGAGUAGAUGUCACGUUUCACGAUCAUCCUUUAAAUUUAAAUCCUGAUAGCAAAUGGCAAACGUAUUUUAAGGACAACGAAGUUCUUCUACAGAUAGACAAAGAUGUUAGGAGGCUCUGUCCGGAUAUAUCAUUCUUUCAACAAGGUACAGAUUAUCCCUGUGCAGAUAUUGUGAAUUCCAGUGGGCAGAAACGUUUACACCAUAGAGUACAGCAUACAGUUUUAAGAAGCGCAAAUGUGGAGAGGAAAGGACUUGGUGUUACUAAGAUAGCAGUUUUCGUUAGGAAAGCUGUGGAAGAUUAUGCACCACUUGCAGAAGGUGGUGAAGCACAUUGGGAGGUUUUAGAAAGAAUACUUUUUCUUUAUGCUAAGCUCAAUCCAGGUCAAGGUUAUGUGCAAGGCAUGAAUGAAAUUGUUGGUCCUAUUUAUCACACGUUUGCUUGUGAUCCUGACCAAACAUGGAGAGAACACGCGGAAGCAGAUACCUUCUUUUGCUUUACUAAUUUGAUGAGCGAAAUUCGAGAUUUUUUUAUAAAGUCGUUAGACGAAGCUGAGUUCGGAAUAAAUUCAAUGAUGAGUAAACUUAUUACUCAAGUAAAGACUAAUGAUCCGGAAGUGUGGUUGCGUUUACACCAACAGGAAUUAUGUCCACAAUAUUACAGUUUUAGAUGGUUGACGCUUCUUCUGUCUCAAGAAUUUCCGUUACCGGAUGUUAUGAGAAUUUGGGAUACCUUAUUCGCUGAUGAGAAUAGAUUCAGCUUUCUGAUACACAUAUGCUGUGCCAUGAUUUUGUUAUUAAGGGACCAACUAUUUGCCGGAGACUUUGCUACGAACGUAAAACUUUUACAAAAUUUUCCUUCAAUGGAUAUUCAAAUAGUACUUUCUAAAGCAGCGACAUUGGCAGGCAAAACUUUAAACUCGCCAUAACGUAUUCUCACGCACGUAUAACUUCGUGCAGAGUUGAAAACAUGAACAAGAUGUUUGAACAUUUUUUAACGGCACAUUCUGAAUACCGUUAAUCUUUUUCUGUUUCUCUUUCUCCCUUUUUUUGGUUUUAUAUAUAGUCCCGAACAUUUUUUUGUUAAUAAUUGAUCGAAACAAAAAUGAACAUUCUGUCCGAAAGUCGCUGGGAAGUAAGAUAAUUUUAGGUAGCAUUUUAUACUCAAGAAAUACGAUUUUUUUUUUUUUUAUAUAAGCCCAGAUCGAUAGGAUCUGAAUUUAGCUCUCUAUUUCCUUAUUAAAUGAUGAGAUAGAGAGAAAUUGUUAACUUUUAACAAGAGAGAUGGUUUUCGAGCUCGUGAAUGUUAUUACUUUGUUAUACACAGAUAAACUAUUACUUAAUACAGAUAAGAAAGUAUAUACCGAUAAAAAUAUGUUUUGUAGUUUAAUGAUUAUAUUUUUUACGAAACUGGUAAUCAAAACAUUAUUGAAUUUCUCACUUGUCAUUAUGGUUGCAUAAUUCUUCAUCAAUUCUGUUUCAAUUUGAACUCCAUUUUCAACACUCGUUAGCACAUGUUGUGUUGUAUUUAAAUAUUCUAAAAUACAAUGAUGUAUUCAUUGAUCUAUUUACAUUUUUUUUUAUUUAAGUAAACAUACAGGUAUUAGUAGAAAGGCGGAAAUGUGUAGUAAGCACUUUUAUAGAACCGGAAAAGAAAUUGUUACUUGGCACGAGUAAGAACUGAUUCUCGUUAGGGGUUAAAACAUGUAUAACUGUGCUGUGAAUGAUAUAUUCAGCCAUAUUAAAGAAGUAAAUCUUGUUAUAUUUCAAAAGAAAACAAGAAUGAGACAAGAAACAUUUAAAUAUUCGAAGCAACCAUUUAUUAAGUUGAAAUGAAUGAAAGAUUGUUUCUUAACGAACAAAAUAUGAAAAGGUAGUCCAGUAGUUAUUAAAAAUUAAAAG